GUUAUUCCAUAAUGUCGAUGAACCAGGAUGCAAGUGCUUGUUCCUCUGAAAAUCCAGGUGCUGACCCUGCAGAACCAAAUCAACAGUCUUUGGGAUGUACUUCUUCAUCCCAUGCCACCCUGCAUUCAGACUCAAAAUUUGUUCUCUUGCUAAAAUCUGCAAAGGGAGACCAAGGAGAGGAUCCGUAUCAAAAGUUGCUUGUAGAUGCAGGAAUUAAGGCAACCCUCUGUCCUGUAUUGACUUUUGAAUUCCUGAACCUUGACCUUUAUAUGAAUCAGAUGUCAAGACCAGAGGACUUUUCUGCAAUUGUAUUCACUAGUCAACAGGCUGUGAAAGCUACAAGAAUGGUGCUAGAAUCGGGUGGAGAGAUGCAGCCCCUGAAAAAGUGGAGAUGUUAUGUAGUUGGACCAGCCACUGCCACAGAAGCCAAGAAUCUUGGUUUCCUGCCUCAGGGGGAGGACAGUGGCAGUGCUGAGGCUUUGUCUGAAAUCCUUCUUAAAGAUUUAAGACAUUUAACCAGACCAAUUUUGUAUCCAUGUGGAAAUUUGAAAAGGGAUACCUUACCAAAAAAGAUGAAAGAAAAUGGGUUAGAGUUACAUGAGAUCACAGUGUACCAAACUAUCCCACGGGUAGAUCUGGAGCCCUAUAUUCAUGACCUUGUGAACAAGGAGGGAACCCCCAGCCACAUGGUGUUCUUCAGCCCAUCUGGAGUAGAAGCCACCCUUUCCGUUCUCCAUUCUGUCUGGUUUAGAAAACACCAAAUAAAGUUUAUUGCCAUCGGACAGACUACCAGUCAAGCAAUGUCAAAGCACCUGGUGCCAAUUACCGGUGUCUGUUCCCAGCCAGAUCCCCGGAGUCUGUUGGAUGUUAUACGUACAAAAAUGUGAUAAACUGGACAAGAUUUCAUUUUAACAUGUAAAUAUCGAUAUUUUCGGGAAUGCAUUUUAUCAUCAGAACAAAAGAUGUUGGUUAUUGUUUAGAUAUUGUUUUAAUCCAUUGUUAACGAACCUGCACGUGCAUGUUUUGACUUAAAGUAGUUAUUUAUUGGUGUAAACCGUUAUGAAUAUAACUUACGUACCUGCAAUUGUUUUGUCUCAUUUAAUUUACAUAUAUGUUAUAAUUUUGAUUGUCGAGAAUUACCUCCCUUAGACACUUAACAUGUAUAUAUCUAGAAAGACGUAGUCACUUGGUCUUCCGGUUAUCAUUUGUAAAAUAAGAAUGUGACUAUUGAGAAUUUGUUUUAAUUAGGAGAAAUAAAGCACUAUUUCUUUUCAAAAGUAUAUUGCUAUAAUUAAAGCAAACAUUGAUUAAAUAUGUACUGAGUGCAAAACAGCAUACACGUAUACCAUAUGUAAUAUUGAUUUCUGAUGACAUAUAAUCACUUCGUGAACUAGAAGUAUACCGUCCUACAUUCCGCAUAAUUGAGCAACGUAAACACAAAUAUCGUAAAAACCAUAUCCAUUAUAGACCUUUAUGAGAUGUCGUUAAAUCAUAUUGAAUUCGUGUAAUUUUCUGGCUCAUUUGAAGGACGCUAUCUAUAUUUGUAUGCAUGCCGUCUGUAUACAGCUAGUCAUCUGCUGUCUAUAUACAGAAGUUAACGACAGAAUGUAGUUUCCAUGUCGAAAUAGUUUCUGAUCAUUUACAAUGAUUGAUACAUUUAUUUUUGGCUGCGAUUAACCUAUAUUCGUGUCUGUAUCGUGUGUUGGCUUUUGGAGAAAUGAAAUGGACUUGACAAAACGGCAUUGAAACGGAUGCAUAUACAUACACUUUAUACAGUUAAAACGGCAUAAAAGACGAAAAAACUGUACAGAAAUCUCCGAAGUGAGAUUAACGGUACAAUGUUAAGGACAUAUGUUUAUCUUUGUUUAUUUAAUGCACUGAAAUAAGUGACUCGCGUUAUUAGAAGCUUGACAUGAUGCAGGCUUACUUUGAAUAGGUUGCGGAGUACAGUUGUGUUUUGGUUCCGUUAUUGCAUUACGCUUUCCAGUAUUUGUUGUCUAUUAUAUUUAUUAUCAGUGAGAAUGUAAACAACUGUUUUUAGAUUCCAUUUUUAUAUGAAACAAGAAAAUGAUUAUUAAAAGGUACAGCAGACGCACUCACCGAAUAUGUAUGAAGCGUUAUUAACUGUCGAAUACAGUGUACAUAUCGACAUUAGUCCUGUCAAGUGUCAUUAUUCUAUUGUUUUCACCGCUCUGUUGUGUUCUGAUAUAAUUAGACUUUUUAGAUGAUGUUUUUUUUUUUUUUUUUACUUGUAUGUGUUUUUCACAGUUUACCGGUUUUGACAGCUACAAAAUGUGUCGGAUUAUUAUAUCUGAACACACAUCGUAAGGCCAAACUAUUCUUGCGUCAAGUGUCGCAUGUUGACCUCAGAGAUUUACUUUUGGAUGAAGAAUACUCCCUAGCUUCGACAGACAAAACGACUUAUUGCUAAAUAAUUGAUCUUCAUAUAUUUAAAAACAAGCAUUUUUGUGAAUUGUAAUUGAUGUGAAUUAUUGUGAUGUAAAAGACAUUUUAACGCGAAAUAGCAUCAUAGUUUAGGGUGCAUUACGGGAUUUUGACGUAUAAUGCCAAAUUCGCGAUGCCGCGCCGUGCCUCUACAAAUAAUGUACUAGCACUUGAGAGCUUUGUUUGACCGGCAUCUGACAAUGUUUCUUUGUGGGACAUUUCCUCGUGUCACGUUGAUAAUGGGAACUUACGGAUCCAGUUGCUAUAUAGUAUAUAUAUAUAUUAUCUCGUGAUCCCCGUUAUGUAAGACAUACACCUAAAACUGUUAUGGCGAUAGUUCAAUAAAUCAUAAAUCAUUAAAAUCUUAUUAACAUAUUUUUCAUAAUGAUAAUAAUAAGAAAUAAGAAAACGUAUCUGAUAUCGCAAUGUUUACCUAUUAACCAUUACUAUGCCUGUAUUUGCAAUGAUUUAAUGUGUGUUCUUACACAAUCUGUUUUUCAUAUCGGAUCACUUAGUGAGAUACAUUUUAUUCUACAAUGUUAUUGGAGUUGCGGGGUGCAUUGUCACCAGGUCAUCUGGUUGCUCGCCCAUCCACCAGUCUGCAGCUUUGUCCACCUAUAGAGACGAGUGAACUAUCCUACAGAAAUAUGAUAUGAUGUGUAAUUCUGUAUGAUUAGUCCAGGGAAUUUGUCAAUUGUGUCCAAGGGCAAUAUUCAACCCUGUUAAUACUGAAUCCAAAUCAUGUUUUUUAUGCAUAUUCCUAAGUAUGCUUUUAGGAUAUGUUUAUGUAUUAAAAUAUAUUAAUGGCAUUAAUUGCUUGGUGCGGUAUUUAUGUAUCAAUCGUUAUCUCAUCAGAAUCUACAUCAAAGGCGUUUUAUCUUUUUAGAUAUUUCAUUAGAAUAACUGUAAAAUAAAUUCCCACUUCGCACGGUAAUUCACAUAGUUGUCUUCUUUACCAAUCAUUCAAAUGCAAGGGUUGCUUAUCACAUUUUUUGAUGAUAUUAUUUGUGUACCAGUAUUGUAUUGUCUCUUUUAUGUUUUAAUAGCGUUGUGCUUAAAUACCGUCAAAUGUAAUUUUCGUAAAUAAUGUGGUGAUAUGCUUAUAAACAUGUAUUGUCGUAUUUAGUGCAAACACUUGAUUUAUUGGUAUUUCAUUAAUCAUAAAUUUUGGAUGCUUUAGAAAUUUAGCAUGUGGUGCUACUGCUUGCUCGCCUUCAACCAUGUAUUGUAGUUGGACAGUAUGAUGAAUUUUUGAGUAGCGGUAGACAAUGGGUAUAGUGGAAUCGUUUUGCUCUACAUUUACAGUGGUGUAAGCUUGCUGCCAAUUAAUGGAUGCAUUCGCCACGCCUACAUACGCACUAGCUUGAAAGCUACAUCAAGUGAAUUUAUAUGAAAUUGAAUGAAACACAGUAAGAUCUUGUUGCAUGGGUUUGUGUUCA
Ylistrum balloti is the source of this 3884-nucleotide messenger RNA. Its product is annotated as uroporphyrinogen-III synthase-like. The transcript is spliced from 8 exons. Gene Ontology annotation, molecular function: uroporphyrinogen-III synthase activity. Lineage: Eukaryota; Metazoa; Mollusca; Bivalvia; Pectinida; Pectinidae. Gene Ontology annotation, biological process: uroporphyrinogen III biosynthetic process. Bases 12 to 887 code for a protein of 291 amino acids. The record is from RefSeq and is a predicted model, not a curated record.